Molecule: messenger RNA, 1119 nt
Organism: Owenia fusiformis
Lineage: Eukaryota; Metazoa; Annelida; Polychaeta; Sabellida; Oweniidae
Source: the annotation of a GenBank genome assembly
ACUUAACACAGUGCGGGUGUUUGGCAAUAUUAUAGAUGAUAUCCUACUGGCCAGACCCAUAUCAGAGCUAAAAGGAUCAAAUACAGUUUACAUGUCACUCUGUGCCUGUGCAGUCGUUUAAAAGUAAAGAGACAAAGAAAACAGACAAAGAGUUACCAAUUCAACAAUAUUUACAUGGUGGCUUCUCUCUGAUAGUCUGAUUGGAAUACUAAAAUACAACUGUACUGAUAAUUAUAUCUAACCAAGAAACAAUAUCAGGACAAAUUUAAUACCAUAAAACUGAUAAAAGGACAAAUCUAAAGUUUCUGCAACUGAUGAUCACAUCAGGACAACUAACUUGAAUAACUAACUUCUGAAAUCUAAAAUAUAAUACACAAAAGAAAACAUUCAGCAUGUUGAAAUCAAAGUUACGCAAGUUGGGAGAUGUUCCGAGAUCCAGUUAUAUAACAACAAUAAUGAUUGUCUUGGAUAUUAUCCUGAUGUGUGUCACAAUAUAUAUAAGCGCCAGCAUACUAAAGCCUCCUAAAUCUGAUGACAAUAUAGCCAUUUUGAUCAAACACGAAGAAGCAGUAAAACAAAACGAUGCAAGGUUAUUUGGAACCGAUGAAACUUUACUCAAAAUGAAUACCACAAUGUCCAGUGGCGACACAAAACGGAGAAUUGAUUUAGAACCGCAAAUAGAUUGCUUCAAUUCGAAAACUGCUGCCUGGAUUCUGAUGUUGUUAGUAUUUGUUGCACUACUAAACAUCUGCAUAAUGGCGCCAUCUUUAUUUAGCUGGAACCAGAUGUCCCAACUCCAAGCUGUCAGCAGUCUACUGAACCUGAUCGUAAUGCUAUAUUUGCCUGUUAGUAUAAUCUACAUACAGAGAGCAACAUGCUUGGGCCAGGUAUAUAGAUUACAUCUUCUCAUAACUUGGAUGAUACUGGGAUUAUUUCUAACCAUAUUGAAAGUGACAAUUUUCCGUAGCCAGCUGUUGGCAGUGAAUCACAAAAUUGAAGAUAUAGAUUUUGUUUAAAGAUUUUAUUUGUAUAAAGCUUUGAAUCACACGUUUGAAGUUAUAGAUUUUGUAUAAUUUUCAAGCAUUAUGAGCUCCUAGACUUCAAGCAAGUUGUAUAAAG